Otolemur garnettii (small-eared galago) is the source of this 894-nucleotide messenger RNA. RefSeq names its product PRELI domain-containing protein 1, mitochondrial-like. Gene Ontology annotation, cellular component: mitochondrial intermembrane space. Lineage: Eukaryota; Metazoa; Chordata; Mammalia; Primates; Galagidae. Gene Ontology annotation, biological process: phospholipid transport. The record is from RefSeq and is a predicted model, not a curated record. Gene Ontology annotation, molecular function: phosphatidic acid transfer activity. The transcript has 4 exons.
AUGGCUCAGCCGGCCGGCCCCACGGGCGGCGGGGAGCCGGCGGGAGGCGAGGGGCCUGCAGAGCCCGGGACGGCCGCCGGAGCGACCGGGGGCCCGCGGGACGCGCUGAGCCUGCAGGAAAUCCUGUGUCUCUACAACCAGCCCAUCAACGAGGAGCAGGCGUGGGCCGUGUGCUACCAGGGGUGUGCGCUGAACCCCACCGGCCACCACGAGCCCCACCCUGGGCUCCGUACCCCUAAUGCUGUGCUGGUGCUGAGCCCGCCUGGCCGGGACGAUGGUGAGAGUCUCCAGAGUCUGCUCCGGAGUUCAUGGGACCACGUGUUCGCUGCCUUUUGGCAGCAGUACCCGAAUCCUUAUAGCAAACGUGUCUUGAUGGAAGACAUGGUACAUCAGGUGACCCUUGACCAGAAGCUCCUGUCUUGGCUUCUCCUGACCAAGACCAAUAGGAUGCCCUGCUGGGCUGAGCGACUGUUUCCUGCCAAUGUUGCUCCCUCAGUGUACAUCCUGGAGGCCUCUAUUGUGGACCCACAGAAUCAGACCAUGGCCACGUUCACCUGGAACAUCAACCACACCCAGCUGAUGGUGGUGGAGGAACGAUGUGUUUACUAUGUGAACUCUGACAACAGUGGCUUGAUUGAAAUCCGUCGAGAAACCUGGGUCUCCUCUAGCUUAUUUGUUGUCUCCAGGGCUGUCCAGGAAUUUGGUCUUGCCUAGUUCAAAAGCAAUGUGACCAAGACUAUGAAAGGUUUUGAAUCCAUCUUGGCCAAGCUGCAGGCCAAAGAAGCCAAAGAGAAGGCAAAGGAGACAGUACUGGCAGCCACGGAGAAGGCCAAGGACCUCGCCAACAAGGCAGCCACCAAGAAGCAACAGCAGCUGCAGCAACGAUUUGUGUAG